Solea solea (common sole) is the source of this 2272-nucleotide messenger RNA. RefSeq names its product proteinase-activated receptor 3. The transcript has 2 exons. Gene Ontology annotation, molecular function: thrombin-activated receptor activity. Gene Ontology annotation, cellular component: membrane. The record is from RefSeq and is a predicted model, not a curated record. Gene Ontology annotation, biological process: blood coagulation; thrombin-activated receptor signaling pathway; phospholipase C-activating G protein-coupled receptor signaling pathway. NCBI's taxonomy places the organism in Eukaryota, Metazoa, Chordata, Actinopteri, Pleuronectiformes, Soleidae. The coding region runs from base 130 to 1266 and encodes 378 amino acids.
CCCACACAGGCACAGCAGACAGAGGAGAGGCUGUUGAAAUGUGAAGCAGAGAAGAGGAGACAACAACAGCCGAACGACAGGAGAGAGAUCUGCGCUUGAGUCCGAGUGCUGUUCAAACAAGAAGGAAAAAUGGGAAAACUUGUCUUUAUUCUCAUUUUUCUUCUCUGCAUAAGUGGCUCUCUUCAGAAGAAAGGGAAACCAAAAAGCUCCAAAGUGAAGAGAAACAGCUCUUCACAAGAGUUUCCUGUGCCCAGAACAUUUUUUGGGGACCCUGAUGUUCAGCCAACCCACUUUGUCGCCAAUGGGACUCAGGCUCCCAUUUUAGCUCAUUCUCUUCCAGCACUGAAGUCGCUCAGUAACAGCACAGCAGGUUACCUCAGCAGCCCCCUCAGCACUCGGGUCAUCCCCAUCAUUUACAUGUUGGUGGUUGCUGUCGGCGUCCCAGCCAAUGUCGCCAUCCUCUACACGCUGGCGUCUAAAAUCCGGAAGGUGUCCUCCGCCAUCCUGUACUGCAGUCUGGCUCUCUCUGACCUCUUCCUCCUCCUCUCCCUCGUCUUCAAGGCUCACUACCAUCUCCAUGGUAACCACUGGGAUCUUGGAGAGACCCUGUGUCGAGUGGUUACGGCCUGUUUCUAUGGCAACCUCUACUGCUCGGCACAGACGCUGGCCUGCAUCAGCGUCAAGCGCUACCUGGCUGUAGUGCACCCCUUCAAGUACAAGGCCCUCCCCAAGAGGAUGUGCACCGCCUGGGUCACGCUGGCCGUGUGGGUGGUGUUCGGAGCCGCCGUCGUCCCCGAGCUCCUCGUCCAGCAGAGUUACUGGCUCCCUGAGCUGGAGCGCAUCACCUGCCAUGACGUGCUCCCCCUGGGCAGCGACUCCCACAGCUUCCUGCUCUACUACAACCUCAUCCUGACCGUCUUCGGCCUCCUGGUGCCGCUGGUCACCUCUGUGGUGUGCUUCUGCAGAAUCAUCUGUGAGCUCAACCAGUCCCACCACGACUGGUCCCUGUACAUCAAGGCCAGCUCACUGAUGUUCGUCAUCUUCCUGGUGUGCUUCACCCCUGCAGGAGUUCUGCACUUCCUCCAUUAUGUGAAACUGUUUGUGAAUAGAACAGAGAACCUGUACAUGUACUUUAACGUGGCAGUGUGCUUGUGCUGCCUCCACGCGUGUCUGGACCCUUUCCUCUUUGUCUUGAUGUCCAAGUCUGUGGGAUCAACACGAUACUUGAGGGCCUUUAAAGGCAAGACUUUGAGCAUAUCUGUUUAAGAGACACCUGUUCCGCCCCUUCCCCCAAAGACUGGUGUUGUUUGAUAUUUUGGAGCUGAUGUGGAGGUAAAUGUUCUCUGUGGCUGGAACCAGAGAGAGAAAGCAAAAAGACCUCCACUGCACCAAGAGCUGGACUUGGCCUUUGUUUGAAUCAUUAGGAUCAAUAGAUCUAAACAAUCAGGGUGUUUUCUUGACUGAGAACCUAGCAGUUAGCAUGCUGCUACAUUUCCUUCAGUACAAUUUAGUUUAUAUUGGUAUAUUAUGCAAUAAGCUGUGUUUCCAUUGUCAGAAAUUGUCCUGGGAAUCAAAAUAUCUGAUAAUAACAGUUGCAUGGUACCCUUUUGUUGCAGUACCUUGCACAGUGGUUUGGUACCUGAACGGUGGAGUUAGACCACAUGUGUCAAACUGGUGGCCCGGGGGCCACAUGCGGCCCGCCCACCACUGUGCAAGGUGAUGGAAUAGAGACAGAAUAUAAGACUAUAUUUGCCUGCAAAAUUUUUAUAAUAGUAAUAAGACAUUUGGUUGUAAUCAUUGCUUUAUUAAAUGUGUUUAAUCAACUUGAAAUUACAUAUAUUUAAGCUGUUUUAAUCACAAUUAUCCUCGUCAUUAUUUGCUAAAUUUUCAAUUUAAUUCUCCGUAUUUGUGCAUCAUAAAUAUGUUUUUACUGUGAAUCAUUUUAUAUCAAAACAAGCUGGACCAGACUAGAUGCUCAUUGGCCCUCAGGUCAUUUGAGUUUGACACACACUGGAUCACUUCUGUGCAACAAUGGGAAUGGAUUGUGUGUUUCUGUGUUUCUUUUUCUCCACAUUUUCUUUGGUUUCACACUGGUAUGAUACAUACAUGACGAAGCUUUCGCAGCUGUCGCAGCUUUCACAAUCUGGCCUACACACCCCACAUCAGGGUUUACUUUUCCAGUAAUCCCACUGUGCCGAACUGCUUAGUGCUUGGAAAUGCAGUUUAUGCUCCUGUUACAAAUGAAUCAUUUGCAUAAAGCUUUUUUUAUGUC